AUGCCAUCAAUGUACCACUGCAUUGUGAACUUCCCAACAGCUGAAGGAGUGCUGAUUCACCAGACGUCCAUUCCAAGAAGGCCAACAAGUGAAAUGCGAGUUGCGUGGAGGUGUGCAGAAGGCCAAGAAAUGAACGACAGUACCACCAUCGAUGAUAAUGUUGCUCAGGUCUACCUCUCCAACGCGGUUCAUUCGAAUCUCAUCAAAGAAGCUCAAGAUAUCAUGCAAAACACUGACAUCACCAUCGAUCGCAAUGUGCUCCUCGACCGUCAUUCAGUGUGCCGUCGAAAUGUUUCACGCUUGAAUCCACGGGAACUAAUCAGAAGCUGCACCACCACAGACUAG
This is a messenger RNA of Cooperia oncophora, 345 nucleotides long. NCBI's taxonomy places the organism in Eukaryota, Metazoa, Nematoda, Chromadorea, Rhabditida, Trichostrongylidae. The record is from the annotation of a GenBank genome assembly.